Messenger RNA from Aspergillus aculeatus ATCC 16872, 1308 nucleotides. RefSeq lists its product as uncharacterized. Gene Ontology annotation, biological process: amino acid transmembrane transport. Gene Ontology annotation, molecular function: amino acid transmembrane transporter activity. The coding region runs from base 1 to 1308 and encodes 435 amino acids. The record is from RefSeq and is a predicted model, not a curated record. The transcript has 2 exons. Gene Ontology annotation, cellular component: vacuolar membrane. Lineage: Eukaryota; Fungi; Ascomycota; Eurotiomycetes; Eurotiales; Aspergillaceae.
AUGGACAAGGGCUCCCUGCAAGACGAUCAUGAGCGAGCCAUGAAAGAUGAACAGCGUUUCCAUCGCCUCGGCUGGAAGCGCCUUACCAUCGUGCUAAUUGUACAAUCUAUUGCACUGGGUAGCCUGAGUCUGCCAGCUGCAUUCGAAACGCUGGGCAUGGUGGCUGGGGUCAUCUUGACUCUCGGAUUGGGAGUCAUCGCCAUCUAUGCCAGCUACAUUAUCGGGUUAGUCAAGCUGAAGUAUUCGCACCUGCCGCAUAUUGUGGACUUUGGCCGCCUGCUUCUGGGAAGCAUUGGUGACAAAGUCCUGGCCGUCGCUUUUGUGGCCCUCUUGACUAUGACCGUCGGCUCGCACUGUUUAACAGGGAAGCUAGCCCUAGCGACUAUCUCUGGAAGUAGUAUGUGCGGUCUCGUCUUCAGUAUGGUCUCCGCUGUUAUCCUCUUUGUUUUUGCCGUGCCCCCUACCUUUGCAGAUAUCUCCAUUCUGGGAUAUAUCGAUUUCGUCUCCAUCAUCGUGGCCAUUGGGAUUGUCAUGACCGCCACCGGACUUCAACAUUCCCACGACACGACCGUAGCGUCAGCCGCGUGGUCGGCCUGGCCCAAGGAACAGUUGACUUUCAGCGAGGCAUUCGUUGCCAUUUCCAACAUUGCUUUUGCCUACGCCUUUGCUGGGGCCCAGCCUACCUUUAUGGACGAAAUGCACACCCCGAGAGACUUUACCAAGUCCAUCACCACGUUAGCCCUCACACAAAUGACCAUCUACACCGUCACAGGGGGUGUGAUCUACGCAUUCGUAGGACAAGGGGUCCAGUCUCCCGCGCUGCUGUCUGCCAGCCCUCUGAUUGCUAAGAUCGCCUUUGGUGUUGCCCUGCCUGUCAUCUACAUCUCAGGCGCCAUCAACGCCACCAUCGCCGCGCGUUUUAUGCACGGUCGUAUUUUCCAAGGGUCCACAGUACGGUUUAUCAACACUCCCAUGGGAUGGGUGACAUGGCUCGUAAUCGUGGCCUGCAUCAAUGUCAUUGGUUGGAUUGUCGCCGAGGCUAUCCCUUUCUUCUCCGAGCUGCUUUCGAUUUGUGGCUGUCUGCUGGUCUCAGGCUUUUCCUUUUACCUCCCGCCCUUGAUGUGGUUCUUCUUGCUCAAAGAAGGGGCCUGGUUCGAUCAGCACAACCUUCGCACUGCUGUCCUGAACUUGAUUGUUUUUGUGGUGGGAGUCACUAUCCUUGGUUGUGGGAUGUACGCAAGUGUGACUGAGGUGAUUGCUGCGUUUCAGACGGGGUCAAUCAAUCGUCCGUUUUCGUGCGGUACCUAG